CUUGCAUUGCAAUGGUAGUGAGCUUGUAUCGACGUAUAUAUGUUUUUUCGACGUCUGCUUCACGAAACCCCUUAAGUAAAACGGUGAUCCACAAAUAUAAGACCUUAACGCAGAGUAAAAGAUUUUGACAUUUAAACUUCGUGAGGUUUAUGUUCAACUAUGUCGAGAAUUUCCAGUGCCUUUUCUGAAAAUGAAAAUGUCCAGCUUGAAGAUAGGCCAACAUCUAGAAGAGGAAUGGUAUCUAGGCAGAGCCCUGUGAUGGAAGAAAAUGCAUCCAGAUCUGUCAUACCUCACAGACCUUCAACUGGACGGCCACCUUCGGCAUCAUUGUACAAUGCACGUAGUGCAAUGCCAGGCACAGCAUCAAGGCUAGCUUCAUCUGUUUAUCAGCCAGCAUCACGUCUGGGAACAGCAGUAAAUUUAGCUGGAGCACAGUUGAAUGUCGUGGAUAGACCAGUGACACAACAGGGGCUGACUGGACUCCGUACAGCUUCCAGAGGACCACAGAAACGGCAAGUUGAAGAUAAACGAUAUUUUGAAGGAAUACUUCAGAUGAAGAUCAGAGAACUUUCAUCUGAAAUAAGUCAUUUGAACAAGGAUAUUGAGACUCGGUCAGCUGAACAAGCAACUUUUUUGAUUUAUGACAAGAGAGUUAAAGAAAUGGCAGCUGAACUUACAGAUCUACAAGGCAAGUUAGCUGACUAUAAUUUGGUUUUUGACAAAAUAAGCACAGAUACUGAGAAAAGAGAGAUAGAUAAUGAGAGACUUGAAAUGGAGCAUAGAAAUGCAAAGGAAUCAAAUUUUCUAGAGCAACUUUUUGCUCAGAGAAGGCAAAAGGAAUCACAAAUUCAGCAAAUUGAAAUCGAAAUUGAGCAGGAGCGUCAUAUGGCUGAUAAUCUACUUGCCCAGAUGAGCCCUCCAUUGCGUGAGCAUUAUGCUGUGCUACAGAAAACAAACAAUGAGCUGCAAAGGCAGAUGGAAGAGCUACAGCAACAGCUUGAUACACUUACUGUUCAAAAAUCGAAUUUUGAAGACCAGAUAUCAGUUUCAGAGGUAAAGCAAGAGGCAGUUCGUCUGCACCACAAAUUGUUGGAAGCACAAGAAAAGCGAGAUCAGUUAUUACAGGAAGAGAGGAUGAGGUCCACUCCAGCUAAUGAAAGAGAACAAUUGCUGCAGAGGGUAAAAGAUGAUAAUUCAGAAAUAGCAACCAUGGAAAGGCAGAUGUCACAGAUGAAGGAACUAAUUUCCAAAAAGCAAGAGGAACUGACCCAACUGGAGCAGGAUGUGGAGGAGAGUCAAAGUGAGCGGCACCAGAAAUACAGAGACCUCAGACGACGUGAAGAAACUAUGGAACAGUUUCUUUCAACAUAUAAAGAAAAUUAUGAACAGAGCAUAGCCCGUCUGGAUCAGUUGGAGAGUGAUAUUGAGAUAGCUUUACAAGAAAUAAGCAGGAACUUGGCUCGUUCUGGGCAUCUUCCUAGUGUAGAAGACUUUUCUGUAAUGAAGGACAACUUAUUAUUUAAGGAGGGUGAAUUGGAGAAGUCUAAGAAAACAUCAGAAACAUUAAUCAAAGAACAGCAGCAACUGCAGAUCAAUCUUCAAAAGGUUGAAGCGUUGGAAGGAAAGAUUAAAACUGAAAUGGAAACUCUGCGAGAAAAAAUGACAACAAUGACAAAUGAAAUGGCUUCUCUUUCUAAUUUAGACAAACUUAGAGAGGAUGCUCUCAGCAAACAGGAACUUCUGAUAAAAGAAAAGGAAGUUCUUUUAGAAAAGCAAGCUCCUCUUAAGAUGAAUGUUGAGGAACUGCAAAUUAAGUUUGAUGAUCUGAAGAACCAGCUAAAUGACAAUGAAACUUACGCACAGCUUAGCAACUUGGAAAGGAAGCUAAUGCAAUUGGAACAGAAUAACUUUGCUAUGAAAGAAUUCAUUGCAACAAAAAAGUCUGAGACUGAUUAUGAACCACUCAAGAAUAAGGUUUAUUCACUUGUACAAGAAUACAACACAUUGCUUAAGGAGAAUGUAAAGAAGGGUAAUAUAGCUAUUUGAUGGAUAAGUGGCUGAAAUUAUGAAGUGAACCUGAUGGAGUAGCACUACAAAGAAAAUUAACACAAAGCUACUUUAAUUAUCAAGAGGUAGUUCAUUUCAAUACAUUUCAUUUUUUCAGGCAUUAACUGAUUGCAAUAUAGCAUCACUAGCUGAUUUAUGAGCUUAAAAAUGAUAAAAAGCUUUGUAUUUAUUUUUCUAAUAAGUACAUCUUAUAAAACUUCUCUAGUUCUGGGUCUGUAAAGACAGGAACAAAAUUCACUUUCACAAUAGUAGAAAAUCCUUCCUCAGUAGUUGGUUCCUCAUAUUUUGCCCUGAAAUAACAAAGAAAUUUCGUAUUAAAGUCAGAACUGUAAAAAACUGAGAGAAAUAUUUGCUGAAAAAAUGAAGUUAUAAAGAGGAAAAAGAGCUCCUCUGAUGGUUGAAAUUAAACUCAAUGCCCCCCACACUCCACCCCCCCAUGUGCCUCAUCAAACUCCACUGCCAUCCACAUGACGACCCACUCAUCCCAUGGGUGUCACAAGUAUACCCCACCACCCAUUUUCAUUUUCACAGAGAGUAACCACUGCCACAUUACUAUCCCAUGUGCUUUCUGUCACUCCCCCCCUAGCCAUCAGCUAGCUGUACCUGGAACCUCCCCUCUCACUGCCGGCCUCUUUUCCUCCCCUUGCACACUCGACCUAAUACAAUCCCUCAACACAGUCGUACACUCAGUGCCAGUACAAUGUAGUUACACAGGUGUUUGUAUUCUCCUUCAAGCAGUAAUGAAGACAAAAUAUAAGUCAUGCAUGAUGGUUCCACCAAAAAUUACAUUAAUGCUUGAUAGGCAGUUAGAACCCUGUUAGACAAAUCUAUAUUCUUUACUUGCCUCCUGUAUCCAGUCAGUUUUGGUCAUUAACACUCUUAUGUCCAUGUUCAUCAUUUUCACUGCAACUGACUGUAAAAACAUGUGUGUAUUUAUUGUAGUUUUGUUUU
Schistocerca piceifrons (Central American locust) is the source of this 3018-nucleotide messenger RNA. RefSeq names its product intraflagellar transport protein 74 homolog. The coding region runs from base 160 to 2046 and encodes 628 amino acids. Gene Ontology annotation, biological process: intraciliary transport involved in cilium assembly; cilium assembly. The transcript is spliced from 9 exons. Gene Ontology annotation, cellular component: intraciliary transport particle B; centrosome; cilium. NCBI's taxonomy places the organism in Eukaryota, Metazoa, Arthropoda, Insecta, Orthoptera, Acrididae. The record is from RefSeq and is a predicted model, not a curated record. Gene Ontology annotation, molecular function: beta-tubulin binding.